This is a messenger RNA of Racocetra persica, 876 nucleotides long. The record is from the annotation of a GenBank genome assembly. NCBI's taxonomy places the organism in Eukaryota, Fungi, Glomeromycota, Glomeromycetes, Diversisporales, Gigasporaceae.
AAUUUAAAAAUACUGAAUUUUACCGGUCUGGUCUUUUAUUUCUUAAUCAGCCGGAAAAAUGUUCGCGAAAUGAUGUUUGGGAAUUACCGUCGGCUAUCCUUAAUUUUCCCUACCAAGUAUCGCUCAGGACAAAUAUUAGUCUUUCUCGAGACCUUUUUGAAAGCCAAGUUAAGGAAAACGUUGAAACCCAAGAAAAAGUUUUUUGGAUAAAAAACUUAAAACCACACAUUAUAAAAAAGGCACUUUAUAAGUUUGAUUUUUAUUCAUUUUCUAAUUUAAAAAAAUGGUUUCCCAACUUGGAAAAACUGGAUGAAUUUAUUAAAAACGAAAAAUAUUUGGGAGGAGUGAAAAUAACUGUUUCUGGUCUGAAAUCUCAACUCCAAGAAUUAAAACCGGAGGACGAAAUUAACAUUUUAACAAAAACUAUCGGGCAAAUUACUUCUAGUUUGGCUUCCAACAGUCCUGAAUUCAGAGGAAGUAAAGAAUUUAAACACAUCUUAUUAAAAGAGAAAAUUGUUGAUAAAGAACUUAAUUUUGCCCCAAAUGAAAAUUGUUUUGGAACUUCUGAGGAAAAAUAUUUUGUGAAAUAUAUUAAUAAAAUAUAUGAUAAACUUCAAGAAAAAUACGACCAAAUUUAUUUAGUCCGGAAUGAGCGUUUUUUUAAACUUUACAAUUUUGAAGACGGAAAAUCUUUUGAGCCUGAUUAUGUGCUAUUUUUGCAGCAAAAAAAGCCUUCUAAAAAAUUGUAUUAUCAAGUAUUUAUUGAGCCAAAAGAAGAACAUAAAGUAGAAAAAUUAUGGGAAGAUAAAGAAUAUAAAGUUUGGGGCCUGCCAUUUUAUAAUAAAAUGGAGGAAAAUGAAUUUGACCGAAAAUUUA